AUGACUGAUAAAACGAUGAGUAGAUCUGCGUUUCCUGUUGAAGGUUUACUGCCAAAGAAUGAGACCGAAGCUGCCAUGUUUAUUUCCUCUAAUCCCGAGAUGGAUGGAAGAGGAACCGUCAUUGCUAUUCUUGACACUGGUGUCGAUCCCGGUGCUCCCGGUUUACAAGUAACCAGUCAUGGACUACUGAAAAUAAUUCAUUUGAUUGAUUGCACCGGUGCUGGUGAUGUUCCCUGUUCAACUGUCGUUGAACCCACUCCGAAUGCUGAUGUCACUACAUCUUCAUUGGGUACCAUUGUUGGUCUUUCUGGUCGUACUCUUACUUUAGGAAACUGGAAUUGUCCUACAAACAAGUUCCGGUUAGGUCUGAAACACUCUUCUGACCUUUAUCCUGGCCCACUUGUGGAUAGACUUGAAAAGAGCUCAAAAGAAAAAACACUCAUCAGUCAUCAUGCUCUUCUCACUCAAACUGAAGCUCUGGCUGUCACAGCCGACAAUUCUACUGCUACGGAUGACAAUGCCAUUCUAACCAAGAAUGACCAAAAAGCUCGUGUUGAAGUCUUGAAAGAUUUCAUGAAAAAUCACGAGGAUCCGGGUAUUCUUAUGGAUUGUGUGGUGUUCCACGAUGGAAAAACCUGGCGUGCAGCAAUUGAUGUCAACGAGACUGGAGAUUUGACAAAUGUUACAACAUUGGCAUCCUACUCGGAAGAACACCAGCAUCUCUGCUUUGGUGACGAUUCAAUGCUCAAUUACUCUGUCAAUAUUUACGAUGAGGGUCAAAUGCUUAGCAUUGUUACUUUGGCUGGUUCUCAUGGUACCCACGUUGCUGCUAUUUCUGCCGCAAACUAUCCCGAAGACUCUCGUUUGAAUGGCAUUGCUCCAGGUGCUCAAAUCGUUUCUCUCAAAAUUGGCGAUACCCGUUUGGGUUCUAUGGAAACUGGCGCUGGUCUGGUUCGUGCUGCUAUUGAACUUGCGCGCUUAAAUAUUGAUCUUGCCAAUAUUUCCUAUGGAGAAGCUGCUGCUAUUCCAGAUACUGGUCGCUUCAUUGAAUUACUUCGUGAUGAAGUCAUCAAUAAAAAAGGUUGCAUUGUAGUCGCCUCUGGCGGUAAUGCUGGACCAGCACUGACUACUGUGGGUGCUCCGGGUGGUACUGGAAGCGCUGUUAUUGGUGUGGGUGCGUAUGUCAGUCACUCCAUGAUGGAUGCAGAGUAUGCUUUAUUAGAUAAAGUUGAAGAGCGUGCUUACACUUGGUCUUCGCGUGGCCCAUCCAGCGAUGGUGAUAUAGGUGUUGACAUCUUUGCUCCUGGCGCUGCCAUCACCAGUGUACCUCAAUACACGAUUCAGCGUUCUCAGCUAAUGAACGGAACAUCCAUGUCUAGUCCAAACUGUUGUGGAUGUCUGGCACUUUUACUUUCGGGUCUAAAAGCUAAGCAAAUUCCGUAUACUCCCUAUCUUAUCAAAGCUGCCAUCCAAGCCACUGGAAAAGACAUCAAAGAUCCCUUUGGUAUUCGCUUUGUUCAGGUACAAAAGGCAUGGAAUUAUUUGACUGAUACUGCUCAAGGCUAUCUUCCAUCGACCCUUCACUAUGCUAUUACCAUCCCCGAAAGGGAUGAUGCUCGUGGUAUAUACUUGCGCGAUAUCGUAGAAACAAGCGAAUUGCAACAGCUUGCUGUCAAAGUGAGCCCUGUUUUUCCUCGCAAAGACGAACCUUCGCAAAACCUGUCCAAACUAUCCAUGGAAGUCCAGGUUUUACUCAAAUGUUCUGAUCGCUGGAUUUCGGCACCUAAUUUUGUGCUUCUUAACAAUUCUGGUCGUGCAUUCAAUAUUCGUGUGGAUCCUACUCAACUUCGUCCAGGUUUCCACUACGGUACCAUCACUGGAUAUGAUGCCAACAAGCCAGAAGUUGGAUCUAUUUUUACCAUUCCCAUUACGGUGUGUAAGCCUGAGGUCGUCACUAGCGCGCUGACCGAAACUUCCUGCUAUGUCAAAUAUGAUUCUUUGAGCUUUAAAUCUGGCGAUAUUCAACGUCACUUUGUUCACGUUCCUCUUGGAGCCAACUUUGCGGAGCUUAUUAUGCGAUCAGAAGGACGCCAAACUUCAGCCAACUUUUAUGUCCACAUGCUGCAGCUGCAUCCACAAUCUCGCUAUCCAAUGUACGAAAAAAAGUACACCUUUUCACUCAACUCUGUUGGUUCUGGAGCAAUGAACGAAGACUCUGUUUAUCGCAAACACUUUAGUGUGCUACCAAAUGUUACUAUUGAACUUUGCCUUGCGCAGUUUUGGUCGAGUCUGGAUCCAUCAACCGUGUCGGUUGAGCUUAAAUUUCAUGGACUUUUGGCAUCUGCUUCCGCAUCCACAACUGGUGGGAACGGUCUUUCAAGUGGAAGCGGCGGUGAUCUGAUGUAUAUCAACCCGGGAAGCAAUGGAUUUGCCCGUGUAGAUAUCACUGCUCCUGUUCGCAACGAAUCUAUUUCGCCCAGUAUAUCUUUAGAUACUCUUCGCAAAAGCAUACGUCCAACUGAUUUUACUAUUUCCCCUCUCAAAUCGCGCGAUGUACUGCCCGAUACUCGUCAACUUCAUCAACUCGUGCUGACCUACUCUACAAAGAUAAAUGAGAGUGGUUCGAUCACGCCCCGCUUUCCCCGCAUGAAUAACAUGCUCUAUGACUCCUCUCUUGAAAACUUUGGUUUGUUUGUUUUUGACUCCAACAAGCGGACAAUUGCCUUUAGAGACAUUUACCCCAAAGCGAUCAAAGCCCUGGAGGGUACAUAUACGUUCCGCGCUCAAGUUGUAUCUCACUCUCUUGACGUCCUUGAAAAGCUACAGUCGAUGCCACUUGUGUUGGAUAUUGCUUUAUCUAAAUCAGUGUCGCUGUCUAUUUACAACUCAUUGGCUGGAGCCAUCUCUGAAGACGCAGCAAUGUCUUACAAACGAAAAACACUUUUGCGUGGACAGCGUUCUGUAUUCUGGGUUGGAGAUAUUGCUUCUAAUUCGGUUCCCAAAGAUGCCAAGCAUGGUGAUUUGCUUGUAGGCAAGCUUGAUCUUACCUCUACUAAAAUUGAUGGAGACUUGUACCCAGUUGCCUAUCUUGUUUCUCCCGAAAUCAAAAAAGACGCUUCCAAUGACAUUACGUUGGCAGGUGAAAAAGAACCUAUCAAGGAAGAUGCUACUUUGAUUACCGAGGCAGUCCGUGAUUUGGAGAUUUCGUGGAUCAAAAAACUCAAGAGUGAUGAAGAACGAAAACUGUUACUUUCCAAGCUUGAAAAAGAAAACCCGACUCACUUGCCACUUUUUAAGCAAAAACUAGAGCAGCUUACUGAAAAGUCUACUCAGUUUUCCUCUGCAACCCCCAUGUCGGAUGAGCUUUCUUCUCAGAUUCUUGCCACUACGCUGCAGAUCAUUAACAUCAUUGAUGAAGGCAGCGUUGCCAAAUACUUUGGUGUUCAACAUGACGUAGCACAAGGUGGUGAAAAGAUGCGUACGGAGAAAUCGGAAAUGGAGGCAAAAAAAGAACUACUGAUCAUGGCUUACAGAUGGAAAUCUGCAGCUUAUUAUAGCAUGCUUGAUACAACCAAGGAGCGCGCAGAGCAGUCCACUCUUUUUGUUGAAGCUUUGGCUAAAUACGCUGAAUGGCUUCCUUCCUCCUCAGCUGCCGAUGGCUAUUACAUAUUGCUUUCUGCAUGCCGUAACAGACUUCGUGGGCAUCACGGUCUUGCCCUCAAAUCGCUCAACAAGUUUAUUGCCGAUAGAAAAAAUGUGUCUACUGAAGAAGCAGGCAAGAAUCUCUGGAAGGCUGCUAUUGAAUUGCGUGUGUCCAUUCUUAAUGAGCUCGGAUGGAACAUGUGGGCUGACUACGAGUCCAAGUGGAAAUCCUUGAAAUUCCCCACCGAGUAUGCUUCUUUUUAACUAAAACAAUGAGGUGGGAGCAUCUUCAAAAAAUGUCAUCGGAUUUGGAUCUAAUUUUGAAUACUGGCCUUUUAUAAAUACAGAACGUUGAUCAGUCUUUUAUGAUUGGCUAUUCUAAUUUUUAAUCUCUAAUAGAUUGCAAAUAUAUGACAUGAUUGGAAGAUGGAAUGAAUUUAUUGUUUAUUUGAUGAAUA
Messenger RNA from Batrachochytrium dendrobatidis JAM81, 4100 nucleotides. RefSeq lists its product as uncharacterized. NCBI's taxonomy places the organism in Eukaryota, Fungi, Chytridiomycota, Chytridiomycetes, Rhizophydiales. The record is from RefSeq and is a predicted model, not a curated record. The transcript is spliced from 10 exons. Gene Ontology annotation, cellular component: cytosol. Gene Ontology annotation, biological process: proteolysis. Gene Ontology annotation, molecular function: serine-type endopeptidase activity; tripeptidyl-peptidase activity. The coding region runs from base 1 to 3906 and encodes 1301 amino acids.